AUGAUGGAUAUCACUUAUAAGAGAGUGGCACAUAAUGGACGAAUGGUACUUCAAUUGUUUCUGUUGAUGAUGUCACUACAACGAUAUAUUGGCGGUGUUGGAUUGGCCAAUGGCAUGACUUAUCAAGACCAAGAUAUAACAUUCACUGGACAUACAUAUCUAAUAAGCAGGUUUGGCUUCAACAGUGGUGGAUCAUUUCAAAUCAAUGCUACAAUCAACUCGCCAAUGCCAAUGUCCAUGUCCAACUUCAACAACAACAACGUGGCGGGAUCCACUGGCGGGAUCAACUUUGGAUUCAUUACACUAUGGGUGUGCCAAGACAAUGACUAUCAGAGUCUGAUUGGAUCGUCGUCCGACAGCGAUGUCGAGAGCCACCUCUGUGGGAACCCAGCUGCAGGUGAAUGUGUCGUGCGGAACAUGACCAUUGGUCAAUCAUUCAGCUACUCUGAUACAAUUACCACAUCAGACCUAUAUCGAUUCAUUCUUCUCAAGUGUAACUCAUCCAACAGUGUCGAUAUGACGCUGGACUAUCAAUUCAUCAACCCUGGUGGACAUCAUCUCUCUCGGGGAUCCAUCCAACUCGUGUCACUCUAUCUCUCAACCAUCAUACUACUCUCCAUCCUCCUUACAUUCUAUAUUCUCUACUGUCUACUACAUAGACAACAUGUAAAUUUCAUCCAUCAUGUCAUUGGCUUCGUCGUAUUACUUCGCUUGAUAUUGGUAAUGUUAACAUAUAUAUAUUAUAACAUUGCUGAUAGUGAAGGAUACUUCAAUGUUCCAAUCAAGUACAUGGUCAACUUGUUCUUCUCUUUCGCCGAAUCAGUAUUCUUUGGUGCACUGUUAUUGUUGUCCAAAGGUUGGAAGAUAACAAGAGCCACUAUAUCAGUUGGUGAGACACGUAUGAUUGGUGUCAUAAUGAUCAUGCUCAUCUCAGUAUUACUAUUCUUUAGUUUCUACAAUGACAUCUAUUACUUCCUAAGUCUAAUGAUACUCUACUUCUUCAUGAUGCCCAAACUCUUUACCAACUUUACCAAGAAUCUGCGGAAGCUCGAGCGUCACAUAACAUUGGCAAGACUCACUGGUAAUGCUCGAUCAAGUAUUAUAUGUAAUACAAAGAAGAAGGCAUUCAUAUAUUUGCGAUCAGCUGUUAUUGUAUAUCUUGGAGGUAUAUUGUUGACCAACAGUAUGCGCAUCAUCAUGGUUUGGUUCUUAUAUUGGACGACAUUUUGUGUUUCCGAACCCAUGACAAUCCUUAUGCUAGGCUUCCUCUGCGUCACAUUUAGACCAUUCCGAAGCAACACAAUCUUCAUUGGUUCAAACAUGGACCACAUUAAUAUAGACGACAUAACUAGGAGUAUUGCCGAGUUGACUGGAUCUAAUGAAUUGGAUCCAUUGACAGUAUCUAGUUUGCUCGAUGUAAAUAGUUUCAAUGCCAACAGUUGUAUAAUAGUCCAGUAUCCAGGUGACCGAGCACCAUCAGUCGGUGUAUCCGAGAGUGCCAUCGCACUCAGCGCACGGACCAACAUCAACAACAAGUUAAGA
Acytostelium subglobosum LB1 is the source of this 1542-nucleotide messenger RNA. RefSeq lists its product as hypothetical. Gene Ontology annotation, biological process: retrograde transport, endosome to Golgi. NCBI's taxonomy places the organism in Eukaryota, Evosea, Eumycetozoa, Acytosteliales, Acytosteliaceae. Gene Ontology annotation, cellular component: membrane; Golgi apparatus. The transcript is spliced from 4 exons. The annotation marks the transcript as partial. The record is from RefSeq and is a predicted model, not a curated record.